AUGACUAAUUUUACACCACGUGAAAACAUAUGUAUCAUCAUAUUUAUUCCAGAAAAACUUUGUGAGCAAACAAUUAAUCUUUCUUCUUUUUCUUCAACACAAAUAAAUAUACGAAUAAAGAAAGACAGCGGAUUUGGAUCUAAAAAAUGGAUCUUUUCCAAUGACGAAGGAAGUGUUGAGCAAGGAGAUUAUCCCUUAUGGGCUUCGGAUCCUUCUAAUUAUGAUUGCGGAGUGGCCGAAAUAGAAGAAUUCAAUGUGACACCAUAUUCAUGCGGACAGAAUGCAGUAGUUCUUUGUGAAAAAGAUAAAGACAAGAUGCCUUGUCGCCAUGACAAUUACCGCUACAUAGACUAUCACGGGAAAUGCCUAUAUUUGUAUCCUCAACAAGAGAGCUAUAACGGUGCUCUGCAUGUGUGCUUAGAUGGCCAUGUCUUUCCUUACAAAGAUGUAGACUCGAGAAAGAGCGUGGCGUCGGCAAUUUUGUCUUCAACAACAAUUGAUGGAGGAGUAUUUAUAGGAUUAAAGAAAGAAGAUGAUGGUUCGUGGAAAUACUAUGAUGGGAUCGAAGAAAAAGAAAGAUGGAGUGGAAAUGAGAAAGAAUGGGACUGCGGAAUGAUAGCUUUUGAAGAGGAUCAUUCUUUCGGCUUAUUUACAUUCAGCUGUAAUGAUGAAACUCGAAUUAUGUGUGAGUAUAAGGGUAAGUUUCAAACAAUCGGUUCUUUAUAGCCUACUUGUCUGAUACCUAUUUCGAAAUCUAAAAACGAGAUUUUUACAGUUAUUAGAA
Molecule: messenger RNA, 784 nt
Organism: Parasteatoda tepidariorum (common house spider)
Lineage: Eukaryota; Metazoa; Arthropoda; Arachnida; Araneae; Theridiidae
Source: RefSeq, a predicted model, not a curated record